This is a messenger RNA of Mytilus trossulus (common blue mussel), 1018 nucleotides long. RefSeq lists its product as uncharacterized. NCBI's taxonomy places the organism in Eukaryota, Metazoa, Mollusca, Bivalvia, Mytilida, Mytilidae. The record is from RefSeq and is a predicted model, not a curated record. The transcript is spliced from 10 exons. Gene Ontology annotation, molecular function: protein binding. Bases 91 to 972 code for a protein of 293 amino acids.
CAAAUAGCUUCGUUACAUUCCCCGGACAAAGUUUUUGCUCUCACAACGAAAUCUUUUCUGUUUUCGUAAAAGAUAAACAGUUUUUUUAUAAUGGAUCUUGGUUUAGAAUUUGAUGAUGAAGAUUUUAAAUCAAAGAAAGAGAAUGAAAAUGAUAAGAAGAAAUCCUACAAUGCAAAAGUUUGUAAUGAAUUUUGGUACAAAACAGAAACACCAGAACCAGAUAAUGCUGGCCAUGUUUACAAAUUCAGGGGAGAUAAUUUAUACCAUCAGAAACAGUACACAGAGGCAAUAGACUCCUACAAAGAAGGACUAGAUAGCUUACCAUUAAAUAGUAAAACAUUAAGACAAGACAUUUCUGAGUGUUUGGCAAGGUGUUAUCUUCAUACAGAGAAAUAUGCUGAAGCUUUGGAUAUAGCUCAACAAUUGGUGUCUGAUGCCAAAUCUCCUGACCAAAUCAUGCAAACAAAUUUACUAUUAAGUCAAAUACAGGUAGAGAUGAAAGAUACUGAAGGAUUAGAAGAAAGUUUGAAGCUCUUGCUUACAAUGCAUCCUUUUACCUACAGUUUAUGGAUAAAAUUAGGUCACUGCUACCAAACUAGGAUUGAACAAAAUAAUCACAGCAGCUUAGAAUAUCUCAGGAUGAAAAGAUUGUCUUGUGUUAUCAGAACCAGGUUGCUACUGAUUAAUAUAUUAAGAAAUUCUAGUUCAUUUUUCAAAGCAAAACUGAUGAAGAUACUGAAUGAGACAGAAAGGCAGCAAGCAGAAUUUGACGUACCUGAACAUAUUAUAUCCACAGCUUCAAAGUACUUGAAAGAAGAUUUAUGUCAAAAUCAGGAGGAGGAGGAGGAGGAAGAGGAUGACAGAGAUGAAAGUCAAACAGGGGAUAUAGAUCAACCGGUUAUGAUUCAGAAAGGGGAUGUUAGUUUUGAUCAAAGAUGGUUUUCCUGGAUACAGAAAGAAGGAUUAACUUAAUAAGUUUAAAAUGCAAAAUAAAGUGAAAAAAAAAUUAUUUUCAUAC